This is a messenger RNA of Mesorhabditis spiculigera, 864 nucleotides long. NCBI's taxonomy places the organism in Eukaryota, Metazoa, Nematoda, Chromadorea, Rhabditida, Rhabditidae. The record is from the annotation of a GenBank genome assembly.
AUGACACCGGAUCUGGUCUGGCGAGAGGUGUUUCUCCGGGUCGACUUGCAGGAUUUGGGCCGCGUUGUUCAGGUAUGCCAACAGUUCCACUCGUUGAUCGACGAGACGUUCUGGAAACGACGCUGCCAUUUCGACGGCAUCGACCUGCCGCCGGCUCGUGUGGUGGCUGUUGGUGAGCAAAAUGGCCAUCGCUUUGACUAUCGGCGCCUCCUCGCCAUCGCAUCAGCCAGCCAUACCAACCCGUAUGGCAAAAAUAUCAUCGGCAGGAUUCCGGUGAACCAGCCGCAGCAUCCCGAUUUCAACGGGAACCCGGCGUGCUAUAUUUAUGUCAGCAGAUUACUCUACGAGGAACCGCCAGUCGGCUGCUUCGCGCCGGGCCCCUCGCACUGCUUGGCCGCGCAUUGUCACUGGGGACUGCGCCGGAUUCGACUGGAACUCCUGGAAUGUGGUUUUGAGGACUGGAUUCUCGACCACGUGCGCCCAAAAAUUGUCGUCGGCGAACGACAUGCGCCCAGAAAUGAUGCCUCGGCCACCUAUGAUUUUACAGCCGAGCUCCGAAUCGCCGGCGAAGUGGCCCCCCGGAUUCCAGACAUGAUAAAGCAAGAACGACACAAGCGCUUUUCAGCCGAAUACGAAAAGCGGUCAGAACAGCCAUGGACUACGGAAUGCGUCGAAUUUGAAGGCUAUACGAGUGGCAUCAGGUACUUGACCGUCAAGAGCGAGGGGAGCACGCUAUCGGACGAGCCCGAGGACUGCCGCGGAAUGAAAUUCACCGACACCUUCAUACGCGUCGAAUUCCCGGCCGAAUUGAAGUGGCAUGAGAUGGAUGCAACUUCCCGCCCGUCCUGCAAUGUGCCCGUAAUG